UCAUAAUAUUAAUACUUCCAGAAUCUGUACUUCAACCACCACUCACAUGCUACCAACUAAAGAGAGAAAAAAACACAAGUUUGUUAGACCCACUCACUCACACGUUUGGUGAAUUUUCCUCACCACAUCCACAUUGAAGCAGACACAGAUCUGUCUUUGAGUUUCUGUUUAUUCUGAAACAGUAACAAUGGCUAAAAGUUUCACACUGUGCUGUCUUUUCUUCAUCCUUUCCUUCCUUCUUGGUCUUGGUGCUUCUACCAGUGCUACUCAAAUCAAAAUUACUGAUAACCCUGCGGACAAGUUAGUAGCUGCUAUCAACGAAAAUAGAACUGCUCACAAGGAUUCAUCUCUAUUUGACAAUCCCGGGCUCGCAUGUCUCGCUCUGCAGUACAUUAAGGCAUACCAGGGUGAUUGUGGUGCUGUGGGUGGAUCUGAUGCCAAGAAGCCCCCUGAAUCUCAAUUUGCUGAAGCUUUUGCCCCAAACUGUGGUGUUAAGGCAUCAACUCUUGCUCGUAUAACUGGUCGUUUCUUGGGGUGCCAGACUAAGUAUGUCCAUGCACCUGAGGCGUUUUCUGAAAUCCUGAUAAGAAACGAGAAGAGCUUAGACAUACUCUACAGUAAGAAUCACACUCAGGUCGGUGCUGCUGUAACCGGUACUGAUGGAGGGUCUCCUUAUUUCUGGUGUGUGUUGUUUAGCAAUGGCAAACCUAACAGCACCUUUGCUUUUGAGGGUGGUGUGGCUAAAGAUACAAAACCAGGUUGCUAUAGUGGAGCUAAUGAUGUGUGCAGUGGUGCUCAUGUUUGGUCACCAGUCAGUUUGAUGUGGCUAUUUGUUGCUUCAGUUUCAAUUGCAAUGGGGUUUGCAUUUCCAUUGUGAUCAUGAAUUGUAUGAAUUUUCACUUGAUUUAGGGGCCUUCAUUUUGUCCCUACAGAGGAUUGGUCUCAGCUAUUCUUUUCUUCUUAUUUUCCUUCAUUUUGAUUUUUUUAUUUGUUGAGAGGUUCAUGCCAAUUGUCUUCCUAUUUUUAAUGCCUACAUAUGAAACAUGUGAUAUUGGCUCUUGUAAAUUUCUUAUCUAGGAAUACAAGUUUUGCUUUGAUUGUUAUA
Molecule: messenger RNA, 1105 nt
Organism: Medicago truncatula (barrel medic)
Lineage: Eukaryota; Viridiplantae; Streptophyta; Magnoliopsida; Fabales; Fabaceae
Exons: 2
Coding region: 188-877 (229 amino acids)
Source: RefSeq, a predicted model, not a curated record